CUCUCUCUCUCUCUCUCUCAGCUGGCAUGACCCUCAAGUUUGUGGUGACACAACUAUUCUAUCCCUUUAAUUUGUUUAUUGAUAACUGUUAGAGAUUUACAUAUGCUUCAUAUUGGUAUGGAAGGAGCUUCUUUCUCUUCGAUUUCUCGCGGGAUUGGGUUCUUCUCGUUUUACUUUUGCAACAUUCCAAGUGGGUUAUAUGCAUUUAGUCUUCUUCAGAUAGGGAUUGAAGUAACUCAAAUUAGAUUAAAUUGAUUUCAGGGGAUCAGAGUUGAUGCAUUGCUUCGGUGUACCAUAUAGUAUGUAGUGUUUUACAAUUCCAUAAUGAAAUCUGGGUAAUCUUUGUAAAGGAAAAAGAAUGCUAUUCCAAGUUGAUGCAUGUGGUUUCAUUCUGGCCGGAAUACUGACUUGAUAGUUUAUUUUGCAGACCUUUGGUGAUUGCAAUUUUUUAGUACCUUUCAUAAAGGUUACCACAUAUAGGAGCAAAAAGGAGAAGGCUUUGGGGGCAGAACAAUGGUGGUUGGCAGUUCUAAUCCCCAAGUUAAGGAGAUAGCAUUCAGGAGAAGGAUCGCGAGCAUAUUCAAUAAACGAGAAGACGAUUUUCCUUCCUUGAGAGAGUACAAUGAUUACUUGGAGGAAGUAGAGAAUAUGAUAUUUAACUAUAUCGAAGGAAAAGAUGUCGCUGCUAUUGAUGCCAGAAUUGCACAGUAUGAGAAAGAAAAUGCUGAGCAAAUAAUGAUCAAUAGAGCGCGCAAGGCUGAAGAACUAGCUGCAGCUUUAGCAGCAAGCAAGGGUCAGCCUGUACAGGAUGAUGCUGAUGUGGCUCUGAACCAAGGCUCUCAAGCAGGAUUUGGUACUGGUACGCAGGGGCAAUAUGCACCUACUAUUUCUGGACAACCACGACCAGUUGGCAUGGGAGGCCCACAACCUCUGCCACUCGGAGGGGUGCAUGAUAUGCAUGGAUAUGAUGACGAAGAAAUGAUGCAGCUGCGAGUAGAGAGAGGUCCAAGGGCAGGAGGGUGGAGUCCAAAUAUAAGCAGGAAGAGGGCACUUGAAGAAGCCUUUAGUAGCAUCUGGGUUUCAUAGGACCAUAGUUUCUUAAUCACUCAAUGUUUGUAAUGUAAUGAGAAAGCAUGUCUGUCUUAUUUUUGACAUGCGAAGUUAUAAUUUAUAAAGUUAUGACGAUCGAGUAUUGGUAGA
This is a messenger RNA of Argentina anserina (silverweed cinquefoil), 1200 nucleotides long. RefSeq lists its product as uncharacterized. The transcript has 6 exons. Bases 514 to 1086 code for a protein of 190 amino acids. NCBI's taxonomy places the organism in Eukaryota, Viridiplantae, Streptophyta, Magnoliopsida, Rosales, Rosaceae. Gene Ontology annotation, biological process: regulation of cyclin-dependent protein serine/threonine kinase activity; regulation of transcription by RNA polymerase II; DNA repair. Gene Ontology annotation, cellular component: transcription factor TFIIH holo complex. The record is from RefSeq and is a predicted model, not a curated record.